GGUACUGUGAAUUUACUAUUUCUUUAUUUAUUUAUUUGAAUUUACUUGUUACAAAAUGGUGAAAGCCUGGUAUAUGGACGACGAUAAGAAUGAUCAGCGCGCGGAACAUCACAGGAACCCGCCUCAGUUUGUAUCUCUCGAUGAAUUGUAUAAGAAAACUGGUGUUGAAUACUUUAACCUAAAUGUCGAUACUCAUGAGACUGAUGGAGUCCUAGAUAAGAUAAAGAAGGACCGCGGCUACACCUACGAGGAUAGGAUGGAGGCAUCCAAGGCGACUCUGCCCAACUAUGAAGAGAAACUGGUUGCCUUCUACACUGAGCACUUGCAUACUGAUGAAGAGAUAAGGUUUGUGCUGGACGGCUCCGGCUACUUUGACGUGCGUGACCGUGACGACCAGUGGAUCCGCAUCGAAGUCACCCCGGGGGACAUGCUGGUGCUCCCCAGCGGUAUCUACCACCGCUUCACUCUUGACUUCAAUAACUACAUAAAAGUGAAGAGGUUCUUCAUCGGCGAGCCGGUGUGGGCGGCGCACAACCGCCCCUCCGACAACAUGGACGCGCGCAAGGAAUACGUGGAAAAGCUUACCAAGGGAUUCGUGGCCGCUUGCUAACAAGCCAACAUUCCAA
This is a messenger RNA of Cydia splendana, 626 nucleotides long. It is a transcript of the gene Adi1, whose product is annotated as acireductone dioxygenase. The record is from RefSeq and is a predicted model, not a curated record. Bases 56 to 610 code for a protein of 184 amino acids. The transcript has 5 exons. Gene Ontology annotation, molecular function: acireductone dioxygenase [iron(II)-requiring] activity. NCBI's taxonomy places the organism in Eukaryota, Metazoa, Arthropoda, Insecta, Lepidoptera, Tortricidae.